Planococcus citri (citrus mealybug) is the source of this 2639-nucleotide messenger RNA. Its product is annotated as 1-acyl-sn-glycerol-3-phosphate acyltransferase alpha-like. Gene Ontology annotation, molecular function: 1-acylglycerol-3-phosphate O-acyltransferase activity. Gene Ontology annotation, biological process: phosphatidic acid biosynthetic process. Bases 1190 to 2044 code for a protein of 284 amino acids. The record is from RefSeq and is a predicted model, not a curated record. NCBI's taxonomy places the organism in Eukaryota, Metazoa, Arthropoda, Insecta, Hemiptera, Pseudococcidae. Gene Ontology annotation, cellular component: endoplasmic reticulum. The transcript has 6 exons.
AUAGUUCACCGCGAGAACUUGAAUUUAACGCACUGACGCAUCAUCGCGUUGUUAUCAAACUUCUGACGAAUUUUACUACCAUUUAGUUGAAAAGAGUAAGGGAAUGGAUUAGGUGAAAUUCUUUUCAUCUUAAUGUACAGAUUUUUCGUUCAAUUUCUCCCGUGAUUUCUCGCUCACUUACCUUUCAAUAAUGUGAUUUAUUUGUUUCAUUUCUGUAUUUGUUUCGCGUUAUCGUGUUUAAAAGUAGGUAGGUAGGUAUGCCAUUCUAUAAAAAAAAAUCCUAGACGAAUCAGUUAACGCAUUUUUAUGAUUAAUGGUUAUAUAAAAUUUAAAAUAAUCGUUAUUUGAUAACACGUGUUCGCAAUUAAGCACACGAAGAACAAGAGAAUGCAAUCUCAUGUACCUUUUUUGCAUCGUUAUGACGAUGUGAAAAUUUCUCGAAAAAAUAGUUGGAUCGUAAACUUUUCGAUGAAAAAUAUCCACUGUGCUUAAUUUUUUCAAAUUCACUACGGUACAAAGUUCAAUUCGGCACGCGAGAUAGGUAUCUAUACCUACAUUUGAUUUACUUUUUUAAUUCGAUCAACAAAAUUUUGAAGCGGAAAAAAACCAAAUCACCAAUCAUUUUUAGAUCAGUGUACAAGAUUGUAGCAUUUAAACAUAUUACAACUUCGUAUAUAUUAAUCGUAUGAAGUAUUGAUGAUGUGGUCCAUUAGUCCGAUAUAUUUUUCCUGACUCGAUGCUAUUUUUAAUCACAAAAACAAAUUUUACAAUAAGACUAACAUAAUUGUUCAACACGUCUCUUAUAAAACCCUUUGCUGGCCGCAACAUGAGACAUUACUUUGCAAUUGCUCGUCUUCAUGUGUAACUCGACUUUUUUUUUUAUCAAUUCAUCGAUAAGUAUUAAAAUCGGCUCGCUCGUUUCUCAUUUUCUAACAGCGGUGUAGUGAUAUUGUAACACCUCUUGAUACCUAUCGUUGAUAUCAAUCAUCUACUCGGUUUAGUUACAAACCCAUUGGCGUUGCUCUUGUUUACAUUUUCGUUAUUUUGUUUCGGUUCAACUUAUCAAUGGCUUAGUUUAUUUUCACAAAUUAUAUCGAAUUAAUAGUGAUUUUUUUUGAAUGGUCGCAUCGUGGACUAAUUUACGAUAUACGAAGAAUUAUUUUGAAUUUAUUGAAACUCAAUUUCAAGCAUGAACAUGAAGCUGGAAUAUUGGAUUACGACAUUGUUACCUGUCUUAAUUUUGAUCUACCGCAACCCGAAAUGGAGAAGAACGGUGAAGUGUUACGUGAAAUAUCUGGUUUUCUUCGUAUAUUUGGCAUCAAUUUCAACAUUGGGACUUCCUUUGUGCUUGAAACAUCCGGCGAAUUGUAAAUCAAUGUGGGUAUAUGCUUCGUUGUUAACUCCUGUCUCGAAGAUUCUGGGCAUUAAAUGGGAAAUUCGACAUCGUGAAAAAAUGAUCAGCAAUGAUAAAAGCUCAAUUUGUAUCGCAAAUCAUCAAUCUUUGUACGAUAUAGUUGGAAUGCUACUUGUGUUUAAAUCUUGCUCUUUACGUUGUGGCAUAAUAGCCAGAAACUUUUUCUUUUGGUUGUGGCCAGUUGGUUUGGCUAUGUGGAUGGCUGGAAUAGUUUUCAUCAGAAGACAAACCGGAUUGGAAAAAACUAAACAAUGUUUCAACGAGGGAGCGCAAAGACUUUUUAAAAAUAAAGAAAAGUUAUGGGUGUUCGUAGAAGGCACAAGGAAUAAACAUCCGGAAACUUUGCUUCCUUUCAAAAAAGGAGCCUUUGUUACCGCUAUCGAUAAUCAAGUUCCUUUACAACCGAUCUUAUUUUCUCCAUUUUACUUCGUCGAUAUCAAAGAGAAAAGAUUUGAUUCGGGUAAAAUUAUAAUAGAAGUUAUGGAUCCCAUAUCAACAGAAGGAUUAACACGUGACGAUUUAGAUGAUCUAGUGGCCAAUACGUAUACCCUUAUGUCAGAAAAACAUAAGCAACUGAUGAACGAAUUAAAACCGUGUGUAGAAGAGUAUAAAAACUCAAUUAGUAGGUAAAUAAGAUCUUUGAUAUUUAAUUAUCAAGCGUGAUUUCAUUUGUUUGUUCGCUCAUUUUUUUUUAUAAGUUAUUGUUUUUUGAGCAAGAUAAUUAAAGUUUUGCAAUACGAUACGUUGAUACAUAUUGUGGUUGUACUUACUUAAGUAAUGUUGUUAUUUAUUUGUAUCUCUUCAUUUACAAUACGUCCUAGUGAUAUUAUUUCUAUACUUUUGUGUUGUCAUUAUAAUUUUUUUUAUACUUAAUAAGAUAAUUUGUAAACCGUGGACGUGUAUUUAUCGUAAGGCACAUAAGGACUUUAUAGGUACCUACCUAAAUGAUUUGUGAUAAAAAUGAUAAUUUUAAUGAUUCAUCUUUUGUGAUUUUUUUUGUAGUGAAUUUAAGAAAUAUACGAAGUUUUUUUCAUCAACUAAUUUGGUGUUUACUUUUGAUGAAUACCUACUCUCUUAAACACAAAUUUGACUACCUGGUUUUAUAUACUAUACACCUAUACUUACCUAAUAUCAUCUUAAUUAAUGCUCAGGUGAUGUUUAAUUUCAUGUAGAUUUUCGAAACCUUAAUGUAAUACCAAGUAUUGAUUAAAGUUAUGAAACUGUU